GACACCAAUGAACAAAACACCGUCAACUUGUUAUGUUGUGCAAACAUUCGGACCUGGGAAUAAGGACAAAAACCACGUAAAUAAACAACACUUUAACGCAUGCACGGGCGUACGUGGAAAAAAAAAGAACCAAGACCCCUUUAAGGCUUCUUCGUGAGGGCGGGGGGUGAUGUAACGCGUGCAUGAAUUAAGUAGCUCGGUGCUAAUGGCGUCAAAUGUUGUGGUAAAGUUGCAAUAAUGGCCUCCAACAUGGACAGCGGCGUGGUCUACGUGCGGGAACGAGGAAAGCUGCGGCGUGUGGGCGACAUCGUCCUCGCGCCGCCCAAGCUGCAGGCGUCGUCGUGCAGGAGGACAAACCCGUUCGUGCAGAGGAAGGAGCACUUUGUCUUCACCUACAACGCGGAGGGCAGCCUGAGGUACAGCAGCAAGUCGCUCUUCGACAUCGUCCUCCUCUUCGUGGCGGACAACGUCCACCACGUCGACUCCCUGGUGGGCUUCCCCGAGCAGAUCGGGGACAGACUCUUCGCAGCCGCCGAGGAGAACCGGGUGUUUCUCAACCCGGACGUGUCCCCCAAAGCCCUGCAGGUCUUCAGCGAUGCCUACGGAGGAAUGGUGCUGGGCUCUCUGUGUCUCAGGAACAGGUUUCCUCUACUCAGCGAGAGGAUGGAUGACAUCAAAACAUUCCAGAGUUUGAAAUGUUUAGACCUGUUCGGCUGCAGAUUAGGUGACAAUCACGAGAUCUUCCAGCACCUGACGUCCACCUCUCUGGCAAGCUGCCUGGUACAGCUCUUCAUCGGCGCCAACGGCCUGUCAGACGUGGGCCUGCAAAGACUGACGGCGCCAGUAAGGAUGAAGAGGAAGGGACUGGACUGCCUUCAGUACCUGGAUGUGUCACACAAUCCGAUCUCAGAAAGGGCUCUCAGGUAUCUUACAUGUCUCCCCAAACUUGAAAAACUUGACGCUUCCGGGACAAGUAUGAAGUUUGGAGCGGUAUUGAAGUCGACCAUUUGGGAGAUGCUGGGCCUGACUUACUCGGAGAAACCACUGGACGCCUUUGAUCACUCCGCAUGUAAAACACAAGGAUGGGCAGAACAGGUGGUGAACCAGUGGGAAACCAAUGCAGGGCUAAUGCCCAAACAGAAGAAAUUGGAAGAAUCGAGAUUGUCAGCGCUCUGCUUCUUCGGAAGGCAGAAGUUUGUCCGAGAGGUGCUGAACGCCGCCUCCUUGUCGCGUGAGAAACAAGCAACUGCAGAUGCCACCUCGGAGAAGGAGCAACGCCUGCACUUUUACAAACCUCCAGGAGGAAGCGGCGGCCCCACAGACAACAACACUUCCUCGUCCUCAACUAACGACCAAGAUAGGACGUCCAAAAGGAAAUGCUUGCCGAAAAGAUGGGGCGGCUCGAAGACAAGUCCGCCGCCGAAUCGCGUGUCCUCGUCAGUGCUGACCGCGGCAGACAUGGACUUGUUGGACAGCUAUUGAGACGUCUGUUUUUUUUUAUUGCAUUGUUUUACAUUUUUCUAAUGUUUUUUUUCUUCUUUAAAUAAAGCUAUUUUGUAUGCUUG
Nerophis ophidion (straightnose pipefish) is the source of this 1565-nucleotide messenger RNA. RefSeq names its product leucine rich repeat containing 42 (gene lrrc42). The transcript has 7 exons. The record is from RefSeq and is a predicted model, not a curated record. The coding region runs from base 238 to 1482 and encodes 414 amino acids. Lineage: Eukaryota; Metazoa; Chordata; Actinopteri; Syngnathiformes; Syngnathidae.